UCGAAGUCGAGGUCCAAAAUCUAAGGAAACCCGGUAAGCCCAAAGAAAAGAGGAAACGGAGCAAAGGUCCUCCGACUUCCGCCUCAACUGCGUCUGGGCAACCGCGAAGGGAGAGGAAGUGAUGCUGCAGAGUUAGAAGCUACUGAGAUUCCUUGCCCUACGAGGACGUUAAUCCAAUGGCCCUAGCAAUUGCCUGUGGGGAAUCAAUGUCAUGCUCAUCGUCUCAUGUUUUUCUGAUUCGGUUCUUGAAUCAAGCACUCGAUUCCAUUAAGUACAAUGUUGCGCAAAUGGUGGCCAACAUUUUGAGCAUUAAUCCAAAUGCAAGGACUAGUAAAGUUGAAAAUCCACUUUCUGCUGUUGGAGAUCUCAUGCCAGCUACCAGUGAUCAGUAUCAGUUGAGAACUCAAGAUUGGUGUUUUAAGAAGAAAGAUUUCAAUGGCAAACAAGACCCACAGGCAGUGUUCAAUGUGUUAGAUGCAACACUAAAGGAGAGUUUGGAGCGUUUGAAAACGAUGAGGGAAAAUAUAUCAUUGACAAAGUUAGGAUUCAAGGUACGCACUUUGAAAGCUGAUAAUGCUGGACAGAUAGCCAUGAUUAAAGAUUUGUGUUUGGAGCAGAAGUUAGGAGCAGCUCUGUGGUUGCAGAGGAAGAUGAUAAAGAAAGGUGUUGUUCCUGAUGUGCUUACACACAAUUAUCUUCUAAAUGGCUUGUGCAAAAAAGGUGACAUGGAGAAGGCAGAUUGGCUUAUUAGGGAGAUGCUAGAAAUUGGACCACCUCCCAACCGUGUGACCUACAACACCUUUAUCAAGGGAUGUUGUCUUUCAAAUGAUGUGGAUAAAGCCCUUUAUAUGUUCUCCACUAUGACUAGCCGUGGUAUCAGGCCAAAUAGGGUUACAUGUAGUAUGCUUGUGCAUAAAUUGUGCAAGAGACAUCUUCUUAGAGAUGCUCCAAAGCUUCUUGGGAAGAUGUUAAGGGAGGACAAUGGUGAAGCCAUAAUUCAGGUUUUAUGUUCGGAUGGGAAGUUGGGAUCAGCUCUAAUGUUGCGGAGGAAGAUGAUGCAGAAAGGUAUUAUUCCUGACAUACUUGCACACAAUUAUCUUCUAAAUGGCCUGUGCAAAAUAGGUGACAUGAAGAAAGCAGAUUGUCUUUUUCGUGAGAUGAUAGAAAAGGGUCCACCUCCAAACCGUGUGACUUACAACACUUUUAUCAAGGGCUACUGUCUUAUAGAUGAUAUGGAUAAAGCUCUAUAUCUUUUCUCCGCUAUGGCCAGUUGUUCUAUUAGGCCUAAUAGAGUUACUUGUAACAUACUUAUGCAUGCAUUGUUGAAGAGAGGUCUAUUAAGAGAUGCUAUGAACCUUCUUAGAGAGAUUUUAAGUGAUGACAAUUCGAAAGCAACUUCAGAUUUGAUAACCUCAACUAUACUCAUGGAUGGUAGUUUUAAGAGUGGGGAUAUGGUUCAAGCUCUUGGAUAUUGGGAUGAGAUGCUUCAAAAGAAUAUUCAGAUUGAUGUUGUUGCUUAUAAUGUCCUUAUUCACGGAUUUUGUUUGAGUCAGAACAGGAAGGUUGCUUAUGGAUACUGUGGUGAAAUGCUUAGAAGAGGUUUACUUCCUGAUGUUGUUACUUAUAACACACUUGUAAGUGCUCUCUGCGAGGAGGGAAAAUUUGAUGAGGCUUGUCACAUUCAUGGUGUUAUGCUAAGAAUGGGUAUUGCUCCAGAUCAGAUUUCUUAUAAAGUAAUUAUUCAAGGCCUAUGUUCCUGUGGAGAUAUUGUGAAAGCUAGAUUUCUUCUCAGCAUGUUAAAGAAGUCCAUACUGCCAGUGCCUCUUAUAUGGAACCUUAUAAUUCAUGGUUAUGGAAGAUGUGGAGAUUUUAGGAAUGCAUUAUCUAUUAUAGGUCAAAUGCUAUCAUUUGGUGUUUCACCAAAUGUAUUUACUUUUAAUGCAUUAAUUCAUGCACUAGUGAAAGGAGGAAAUUUACGAAGUGCAUAUUCUGUGAAAAAGGAGAUGCUUUUAAAUGGCCUUUUCCCGGAUGUGGUUACCUAUAAUUUAUUGAUAGGUGCUGCUUCUAACUUUGGACAGCUUGAUUUUGUACUUCAAUUACAUGAUGAGAUGCUGAGAGGCGGCUGUGAACCUGAUAUAAUAACUUAUACAGAACUUAGAGGUCACUGGAAGAGAGGUAACAUCAAGGAGGCAAAAGAGCUUUUUGCCAAGAUUCAGAGAUCUGGUGUACAAAUUGAUCAUGUUCCCUAUGAGAAACUUAUUAAAAAGUAGUGGAAAUUGAGGAAUUCUGACUAAGGCAUUUGCUCUCUAUUAGAAGUGGUUGAUGAGGAAAAAAUGAUUUAUCCUUUUUAAUCAGAUACAGGUAUCAAGAAAAGCAACACCCAUAUUUGCUUUCUAGUCAUGGUUUCGAAAGUCCAAGUUUUGAAUGAUGUCAAGUGUUUGGGAUUUUGGAGGCUGAGUCUUACAUGUGUUCUUUAAGGAGGUGCUUGGCAGGAACUGCAGGCUGACUAAGACUGGUAGUUGCAUCAGAUGGGGGUAACCUCCAGUUUACAACACAUCCUGCUUGAUCAGAGGGAUCCCGAAAUAAGGUUUAAAUCACCUCAUGGUUUGGAAAUUGAAUUAACAGUGAGCAAGAGCACUGCAUAGAAUGAGGAAAACUAAAUGCUUUGAGACUGCUAAAACUUUUGUUCCAAGACACAUAAGGACCAAGGUAUUUGUCUAAAUUUAUCUUUAUUGUUAGGCAUUUGAUUUUUAGUAUAAUUUGUGAUUCUGGUGAAUGGAAUAGCUCUCAAAUCCUAGACAUUGUUGCUAAUUAGUCUUUUCCCGGGACUAAAAUGGGCUACAUAUUUUUUUAAGAUGAUGAACAGGCUAUGUGUUUUUGCUGGAAUAUAGAGAAUGGGGGCUACAUUAACCUUCGUCUUCUCAAGCUUCCCAUGGUAUGCAUAUGGUAGAUUCAGCUCAUCAUCCAGCAAACAAGGUUAGGGCUGGUGGCAAUGUUUUUGAGGCCCUUGUAGCAGUGAAGAUUCCCAAAAAUAUGGAAAUGAACACCAAGGUCCUCUAUGAUGGAGAAGACUGCAAAAGGAGGCUUCUAGAGCCCUAUUUGGUCUCUACAAGUACAAGGUAUUCUGCGUAGUGGAGACUGAGGAGAGAUCAUCUGGUGGCUCCAUAGCGGACAAAAAGAUAACCAAUCCAAUCCAGUCCAUCAGCUGUAGGACAUAAUUGCAAAUGGUGGUUUGGUGCUGAUAGUUUGAGAAGCUUCAUCAAUAAUGUAACUUUUCCUUCCUAUUUAACCUUAUUAUAUGUGGAUCACUGAGUUGCUUUCAUGGGCUUGUGGCCUGGGUGUACACACUUAUUCAUUUACUGUACCCCCAUUGCUCGAUGGUUGUCAAGCUGCAACCUCCAUUUAAAUCAAAUAUGCAAUCAGAUGUUUACUGUUUUA
Theobroma umbraticum is the source of this 3438-nucleotide messenger RNA. The record is from RefSeq and is a predicted model, not a curated record. Lineage: Eukaryota; Viridiplantae; Streptophyta; Magnoliopsida; Malvales; Malvaceae.